UCAGCUGUUGUGGGCCAGCUGAGCCACAGGACUGGCUACGUGCUGCGGACAGUGGCUGCUCUGCAGGGCAGGGGCCGCUGCGGGGUGGCUGGGCUCCGGGGGGGAAUUGCCCCUUCCCCGAGUAAAGGAGCUGGGGAGGGGACAGAGAAGAUGGAGGAGACCCCCCUGCACCCCUCUCUGGCGUAGGGGGUGGCAGGAAAUUUGGGGACCCCCCUCCAUCCCCUCCCCCACCUGUGCAGAGUGGGUUUUGCUGUGUGGGGCGGAAAUUGGGGGAGCCCCCGGCUGUGCCCUGGAGUAAAGGCUGAGGGGAGGGGAGCAGAGAGACCUUUGUGGGGGGGCUCAGAGUGGGGGAGCCCUGGCCUGGCUGGGAGGCGCAUUGUUUACUUUGCCUGAGGGGGGUCCUGCCAUGAGCACCCCUCAGGAAAGCCCCUCCAGAGCCCAGGCACCUCUGCUGCCCCACUGACUGGCGGGGAGGGAUGGCCUCCCCUUCCAGGCAGGGGUCCCCUGGAGGGGCUGGGCUGCUCUGCGGCAGCAAGACCCGGUCCUACGGCAGUCUCGUCAAGUCAGUGUGCUCCCCGGUGAGGGAGAGGAGGGUGGAACAUCGCCUGGAGCCGGGGGACACCUUGCAGGGGCUGGCGCUCAAGUAUGGGGUCACGAUGGAGCAGAUCAAGCGGGCGAACCGGCUGUACACCAGCGACUCCAUCUUCCUCAAGACGACGCUGCACAUCCCUGUCCUGGUGGAGCCCAAGCAGAUGGUAAAUGGUUUAAACCUGGAGGAAGAGGAAGAGGAGGCAGAGGAAGGAGCCAGACGACCCACCACUGGAGAGGACAAGCCGAUGCUGAAAAACGGCUCCGUGGCCAGCACAGGCACCACCCCCCGCCACGACCUCUCGGCCACGGAUUUCUUAAGGAAGCUCGACUUGGAGAUCAGCCUGUCCAAGAAGGCUGCGGUGAAGAAGCUGCGGGAGGGGGAGAUCGCAAUCGCCAGGGCUGAGCCAGAAGCCAGCAGCACUGUCUCCUAUCAGAGCGAGCCCUCGCCUCACGCUCAGCAGCGUGCCCUGCUGGGCCCUGUGCCGCUCACCAAAAGCAUCCGGGCCGCCACGCUGCGGGACCAGGAGGACGAGAUCUUCAAGCUCUGAUGGGCAGAGCCUUCUUUUCCUCAAGGACUCGCCUCUCCCUUCCUAGCCGGUGCGUCCAGCCCUGGGGGGCAGUGCAGGGUCUGUGAUGGCCCUGCCAGGGGGACCCGGACGGAGCUGAGACCCUGAUCCCAGCAGGAGUCUGCGUGAGUCCUCUGGCUGCCCCUGCCUUCGCACCAAUCUGCAGAGGAUGGGCUGGCUGCAGAGGGAGCGGUGCAUGGGGGACGUUCUGCGGCUGAGGUGGGUGGUGCCCAGAGGUGUGUUAUGGGGGUGACUGGCAGAGCACCCCGUUGGGGCGGGUGUGUCUCGGCGACACGCUUUAAUGCACCAGCGUUUUCUGUGCUGCUCCUCGCUGGCCUUUCCCGCUGCUGGGCUCUGAGCUCCCCGUCCCAGCGCGCCAGCCUCUCCCAUCCUGUAAGGUCACCACAUUUGGCGACAGCCCUGUCGCUUACAACCCCCUUGGCUCCCCCACUGAGACUUUAGGGAAAGGCCUCGGGAUCAGGUCCUCAGCCCAGCCCCCCCAAUCAUCUACUGAUGCCCCUCAAUCCUGACCCACAGUCCCCCCUGCUAUUCCUGUUGUGGGAACUUGCCCUGGUUCUAAAUGAAACAGGUGCCUUCGCAAGCCUGACGUCCUCGGGGGUGUCAGGACCCUCGGCAGCUGAUCCCAUUGGACGCCUGGCAGGCAAGAGUCAGCAAGGCCAAUGAGCAUCGUCGCCUGCCGCUCUCACUGCCAGCGAGCCCACAUGGGGUCGGGCUCUCAGUGCCCAGCCCCCACAUGGGAAGGGCUCAGCAUCUGCUGUGUUGAAACGCAGCCCCUGGGCCUGAGCCGAAAUCUGCCCGAGUCUUUCCAUUGACCUCCGGGGUGGGGCCUGGCUUGGGGGCCAAGGGGGUUAAUUCCAUACCCUGCUUGGCUUCCUUGCCCUGAAAGCGAUGAGUACAACCCUUCCCACCCCCUCUCCCCAUGGAUCUGUCCCCUGUGUCUGCUAGAGCUGCUCAGCGACCUCUCACUGCUUAGGAUUCCUCUUAGCUUGGCUCUGGGGCAGGGAGCCGGGAUCUGUCCCUGUUAGCCCACCAGGGCCAGUCCAGCUCUGGGGGAGGGAACCACGGUCUGUCCCUCCUUGUGUGCCAUUAAUCCAAGAGCUGACCAAUCCUUUCUGCCCGUCUGGCCCCACUGGGGCUGUAUGGGGCCCCUGAGAGACUAGCGCUGAUGAUCGCCUGUUAAUUGGUUACUGGGCGUGAGGUGUGAGAGGGAAAACACCCAGCUUGACUCUCAGCUCCCAGGCUGAUAUUUCAGGCAGGGGACAACAGCUAGUGGCUUGUAAUCAGUGUUUGUGGGCCAGGGGUGAAUGGAGGAACUCCCAGAACAGCCCCUCCUUGGACGGCGUUAGCUGCUUGAGCCGAGCCAAAAGCCCCAGACUCCGUAUGGGGCAGGUGAACUGGGCUCUGAUUUCCCCGCUCGUCUGUUUCAUUCAGCCAUAUUGACUUGGAACCCUUUGCUGUUCCUCACGGCUCAGCUCUGGAGAAGGAAACAGAGUUAAAAAUAAAACCCUCCCUUGGGUUCCUCUUUAAAACUUGCUGGCAGCUGAGAGGCCCAGAUCCUCUUUAAAUAACUCUGCCAGGCACUUCUCAGACACGAGAUUGAGAUCUGCUGAGAUUGGCCCCUGGCCAGCGGUGAAGGGACCUGCAAAUGAAAGUGUUCCAUCCUGAUUGCUCUUUGAACAAAACAUGCAA
Gopherus flavomarginatus (Mexican gopher tortoise) is the source of this 2867-nucleotide messenger RNA. RefSeq names its product LysM domain containing 1 (gene LYSMD1). The record is from RefSeq and is a predicted model, not a curated record. Lineage: Eukaryota; Metazoa; Chordata; Testudines; Testudinidae. The transcript is spliced from 3 exons. The coding region runs from base 477 to 1139 and encodes 220 amino acids.